Molecule: messenger RNA, 1116 nt
Organism: Cyphellophora attinorum
Lineage: Eukaryota; Fungi; Ascomycota; Eurotiomycetes; Chaetothyriales; Cyphellophoraceae
Exons: 2
Coding region: 1-1116 (371 amino acids)
Source: RefSeq, a predicted model, not a curated record
AUGGCUGCCUACCAUUACAACGAAAGCUUUGCUGAGUGGACACACGAUCUUGAUGACUUCAUCAGAAGCGGAUAUGGGUACGUUGCCAACCACGAGCAAGCCGAAGCGCUGCUGGCUGGCCAGAGCAAUCCUAGUCACAUAUCAGGUGCUGCUUCAACAUCAGGGGAACCCGCCAUGUCCGAGGCAGACGCUUGGACACUGUAUACUGCAACAUACGAUACGGGCUACGGCCAACUCCCUUCAAUCGAGAACGUCCAAGAACACGGCACGGUCAUGGUUCCUUCUCAGAACAAUCCCGCCAUUGAUUCUGUCGCCACUCGUACCGAACCACCAUCAGAGGCACAUCAAAGCCUCAUCCCUCGACCUAUCCAACGGCAACCCAUGCCCCUUGAGCUGAUGCUCCGAUCGAUCGGGGCUGCGGCCAAUCUUCCUUCUCGGGCUGUGUCGAAAUAUGUUGCAUCGUCUAGCAUCGAUCAACUGGCCGCUCAGCUCGGUAACAUCAAGCUGUCGGUAGAGACCAAGGAGAACCCGCAAGAGGAAAUUGCCCUUGUCAAAGUCAAAUAUGAGGACUUCUUGGCAAAGACCCUAGGUCAACUAAGCCUCGAUUCUGGGUUUCUCCCGCGGAUUGACCCUGUCUUCAGCUACGACAACCAUUAUGGCGAGCUGGAAGUCUUCGCUAAUCGUCGCACGCAUGCAACGACUCAGGCUGCUGCUGACGCCUCAAACUUCGUCAUGAUGCUCAUGAUGAGAGAGCGGUUCGAUCUGUGUGAUCUAGUCUACACUAUCGAGAAAUGUUGCGCCGACCUUCAAGUCGAUGCAGCAUGCUUUCACCAGCUGGUCUUCGACAUGAAGAAUGAAUCGUGGAUGAAGCAACAAUACCUCAAUCUCGGCGGUGCUUUCUUCAACAAGCUGCACCACAGCGCACUGACUGGCAUCGCUGAGGCCCUGGACAUCCAGAAGAAUCUGGUAUUCCUGUGCAACUGGAUCCCGGAAGUCGAUGAUUCGAAGGAGAGAGCAGAGCGGGGUUGGCAGCAUGUCCACGAGUCUCUGAUCUCGUACGUCCAAGAGGCUACCAGCAAGUACACUCUGAAGACGGAGGUGAGAGGUCCCUACUGA